Messenger RNA from Pogona vitticeps (central bearded dragon), 1364 nucleotides. The record is from RefSeq and is a predicted model, not a curated record. NCBI's taxonomy places the organism in Eukaryota, Metazoa, Chordata, Lepidosauria, Squamata, Agamidae.
CAACAACAAAUGAAGAAACAUCUACUGUACCUCCAGCAUAUACUUCUCCUUCAGGAGGAAGCCAAUGUGGCGGGAUCCUCACAUUUCCCAAUGGAUAUAUCUCUGGACCUUAUUAUCUUGGGAACAAUAUCACUCUUCAGUGUGUCUGGAAAAUUGAAGUGAGUCCCCUGGAUCACAUAGUUCUUCGGAUUUCUUACAUUAGUCUCGACUGCAGUAAAGAAUAUAUUGAGAUUUUUGAUGGAAGCCUGGUUUCCCCAUACCUGCUUGGAAGAAUGUGCUCUGACAUCUAUCUUGGUUAUAAUUAUACAUCAACUUCUAAUACAAUGACAAUUCUGCUGCACAGAGAUUCAAAUUACAUCGGAUAUGGUUUUGAUGCUUAUUACUCUUCUAUACAAGAACCCACUACUAGUGCACCACCUCAGAGUGAAACAACUGUUCCUCCUGCAAAUUCAACAUCAAGCCCUUUAAACACACUCUCAUGUUCGGGAGAGUACAUGGUUGCACGCAUCAGCAGAGCCUAUGUCCGGUCGCUAGGUUAUAAGGAAUGGGAUCUGUAUCUGAAUUCUUCAGAUCCAGAAUGUGCACCUCAGCUUUUAGAAGACUAUGUUAUCUUCAAUAUACCAUUCAGUGGCUGUGGCACAGUAAGACAGCAAACAAAUAAUAACACAAUAACAUACUCAAACAUCAUCAGGACACUUGUCUCAGGUUAUAUCAUUACAAGGAAGAGAAACUUUCAGUUACAUGUCAUGUGUGAAAUGAAUGAAAAUACAGUCGUGGAGACAGCGUUUCUUGCCCAAGAUGCAGUUGACAUUGUUGAGAGACAAUAUGGCCAUUACAACGUGACUCUUGCAUUCUAUCAAUCACCGUCUUUCAUCUAUCAAGUCUAUGGGUCUCCAUAUUUUGUUUCACUUAAUCAGAAUUUAUACGUCCAAGCUACUCUCCACAGUUCGGACUCAAAUCUGGUACUAUUCGUAGACACAUGCGUAUCAUCUCCAUAUGCUGAUAGCUUCACAGAUUUGACCUAUGACUUAAUCACAGACGGAUGUACACAGGACUCUACCUACAGAAGUCUGUAUUCACCAAGGAAUAAUGAAGCUCGCUUCCAGUUCAGCUCUUUUAAGUUUCUUAAUCAAUACAAUGAAGUUUAUCUGCAGUGCAAGCUGGAAGUGUGCCGGGCAGAUGACUUCUCCUCCCGAUGCUACCAGGGAUGUUUAACUAGAAGAAAGAGGGAUGUGGAUGAACCUCAGGAGAAGGUGGAGGUUGUUGUUGGACCAAUCAAGCUCCAGGAAGAGGACAAGGAAAAAAGAAAACAGGGUAACUUGGCUUUAUAGUGCCAUAUCUUGUUAUUAUUCCUCAAAGUAAUG